AUGAGUGAACCUCAGUUAGCUACAUCCACCGAUGGAGAAACCCAGGACCUUAAAUUGCAAGCAAAACAACUGCGGCAACGUCUUGAUACUGCUGUCGAACAAAUCCGAGCGUUACAGAACGAGUCUUCUGGGCUUCUGGCAGAAAACAAAUAUCUGGAAGAAUAUAUUGGAAAUAUUUUAGCACCAGCAUCUGCAAAAUGA
Magnusiomyces paraingens is the source of this 201-nucleotide messenger RNA. RefSeq lists its product as uncharacterized. The record is from RefSeq and is a predicted model, not a curated record. Bases 1 to 201 code for a protein of 66 amino acids. Lineage: Eukaryota; Fungi; Ascomycota; Dipodascomycetes; Dipodascales; Dipodascaceae. The transcript has a single exon.